ACAGACCGCCGAUGGUCACACCAUUGAAAACAAACCCAGAAAAUACACAAUUAUACAACCCGAAACAAAAGAGAGGCAAAGGAGGUGUGUUAAGAGCUGCGGAGGACGCGAGGUGACCCUUAAACCAUGGCUAUGCUGACACGCUUGACCAGCAGUGGCACCACCACGGUGGCAGGAGCACCCGGAUCCCCCAAAGGUCUGCAGCGGUUCCAAAACUACAUUUCUGCCUUCUUGUGGCCGGGCACGCAGCGGCAGAGAAGGAAGUCCACGCAGCUAGAUGCCAUCGACUGCUUCACCAACGACCUGGUCACCAGGAAGACCCAGAAAUGGGAGGAACUGCGCGACAGCCUAAUGAAGAGGCAAACGUCGGGAAACCAGGAGACGGAUGCCAAUAGCAAUGUGGCAGCAGAGGGAAAAACGGUCAGUACCUCCACCAGCUUUAGCCAAAGCGUGGGCCUCGUGUCCAAGGGCAUGAUGACCGAUCUGAAGGCACUGCGCUCCCCCCAGCUAGGACUAGAUAUCAGAUCCCUGUCGCAGGCACAAUUAGACAACCUGCUGAUGGCAACGUUGGAAAUAAAAAACAAGCUGGACUUCCUCUACUUGAUCCGGCAGUGCAUUCGCUGCAACCUGUUGCCCUCCAAUGAGGUAUUCGUGUCGUGCCUGAAGUAUUUGAGUGCCCAGCGGAAGCUUCAGCAGUUAGAAGCACUGGCGGAAACAUGCCGUCAGCUGGAGCACCCCUUCUCACAAACCUACGCGGACCUUGCACCCUUUCGGGCUAUUGCCCUAUGGAACAAUGGCAACUCGGACGUAGCCCUUAUGACCCUACAUCGCGGCUAUGGGGUAAGUAUGACUUCUGAGGAAGGCAGGCGGAUGGCGCGAACCGCUUUUCGUACCAUAUCUGAGGAGACUCUGGCCCAGAAGAGUGAGGCGGUACUGGUUUCGCUGUUGGAGGUGGCGCGUGCAAUUCACCGUGAGCACAAGGACAUCUUUGUGGUGGCCUGUGUAUGGAAGCAAUGUUUCGCUAGCGAUUGGUUUUGUGACCAGAAAUCAGCGACGGAACUGUUUGAGCACUACAAGGACUUACAAGAGCUGGUGGAGCGGAGAGCCAGUCCCCUGUGCUCCUCAUUCCUGGGCCGCAACAAUAUAGAUGCCGUGCAUCGACUUAUAGAGGUGUUUCUUCAGCACCAGCAGCGAUCGGCCUGCUCCAGUUGCCUCAGCCUGCUUUUUAAUUAUCAAUACAUGCGCAAGGAUCUGCGUGCCUGCGCUGAGAUUGUGAAAUCAUGCAGCGAGCUGGAGAUGCCCCUUAAUGAGUUGCAGAACGAACAGUUCCUUAGUCUAUUCCUUGACCAGAGCGAUCCUAUGGAAUCUUCGGGAGUGGCCAGCAAGUACAAGGCACCCAAGCCCUUCCAGUACAAGUUUUAGAGAUCCAAGUUUGGAAUAUUAAGCCGUUGUCAUCGUAGUUUUAGCACAAGAACGUGUUUGCACCAUUGAGCAAUAUUGCAAGCCAUCCCCAUUUACUCCCCCAAGCAAAUAAGCGUCCCUUUAAUAAAUGUUAUUUAAUGUCAA
Molecule: messenger RNA, 1566 nt
Organism: Drosophila eugracilis
Lineage: Eukaryota; Metazoa; Arthropoda; Insecta; Diptera; Drosophilidae
Exons: 3
Coding region: 127-1422 (431 amino acids)
Source: RefSeq, a predicted model, not a curated record